Messenger RNA from Nematocida minor, 1230 nucleotides. RefSeq lists its product as uncharacterized. The transcript has a single exon. NCBI's taxonomy places the organism in Eukaryota, Fungi, Microsporidia. The record is from RefSeq and is a predicted model, not a curated record. Bases 1 to 1230 code for a protein of 409 amino acids.
AUGGAAAAGUUCACAAAAUUCUGCGCAGAUGUUAAGGAACUCUAUAGGCGUUCGCAAGAAGAAUUUCUAGUGUCGCAGAUAAACGAAGCGACUGAUUACCUUGGCAUACGCCCUCAGUUUUCGUCUUCGCCUCCGCCCAGUCCUCAGCCAGAAGAGCCGUUUAUCCCAAACAGCCAAACCCCCUUAUCUGUGGUCACUGAAUACGAGAAGUACGAUUAUGACGUAAAAAAAGAAGUGGUCUUCGCCAUAGUCUCAGCAAGAGUGUAUUAUUAUAUUCGCGACAUUCCAAAGAAAAUAGGCGUCUUUAUAAAUGAUAAAAAAACAUUUAUAAUCAAUUUUGUGGCGUAUGCGCCUUUUCUUUUGUUUUUGCUUGCAAUCUUUGCCCCGGUGCAGUGCAACCUUUUUUUCUUUUUGAUAACAAUGGGGUGCAUAGGAGCAAGGUACAAGCUAGACGAUGAAAUUUCAGAAUUCUCCAUGUAUGUGUAUGCUGUUAUGGUUGUGGUGGCAUUCUUUCUGCUGUCCAUUUGGUCUCUUUCUUUUUAUCUUUUGCUGGUUGUGUAUUUCGGCUUCAUUAUCCACAGAAUAGCACAAAUGGUUGUGUAUACUGAGCGGCUGUGCGGCGCCAUGUACCUUCUUUCGAUAAUGUGUACUUUUUUGCUCUGUUUGAACCGCUACUGGGUAUGGAAAAUGGAAGAUAGCAUACUGUGGAUGGUGUUUUUGCAGGCUGUUGUUUUUGUAAGCUUGGUGUUCCACUCGAUGAUUCUCAAAUUGCUGUUCACAUGGAUCAACAAACACGCCAUGAACGCCAAUAUAUACGGAAGAGAAAUGUAUUACAACAGGUCUGAUCUAAAAAUGAUUGAAAAAAGAUUGCUUGAGCUAUACACGCUCAAAAUGGAUAUACUGAACGAUAUAGACGAGACGCUAUACAGCACGCCCAAGUUGGAAAAUAGAAGAAAAGUGCGACUGCAUGAAAUUGAAAGAGAGAGUCGCUACCAAGCAAAUAGAAAACGGGUGCUGAAUGAAAGAAAAAAAACCAUAGAAGAACAUUGGGCUAGACAGUUUAAACUUACCAACUAUCUGCUAAACAUGAAAUAUGAGCCCAUUGAAAACUUUGAUUUUCUCCCUGCGUUCUGGGUAUUGGCUAUGCUAGCUGUAUCUGUCAUGGCAGGGCUCAUUAUGCUCCAUAAGAUUUCUCCUUCUAGCUACGAAGUACUUCUAAAAUAUGUAUAG